CCUGCAAACAAAGGAACAUCGCUAGAUUGAUCUACACCAGUACAGUAAAUGUGGUGUUUGGAGGGCUUCCUAUUGAAGAUGGUGAUGAGGAAACUGUGCCAUAUUUUCCUGUAGAAAAGCAUGUUGAUCAUUAUUCCAGAACCAAAUCAAUUGCAGAACAAAUGGUACUAGCAGCUAAUGGAACUCCACUAGCAGGAGGUGGAAUACUCUAUACGUGUGUUCUUCGCCCACCAGGAAUCUAUGGACCAGAAGAGCAAAGACACUUGCCAAGGCUAGCAAAGAACAUUGAGAGAGGACUACUUAGCUUCAAGUUUGGGGAUCCUUCUGCUAAAAUGAACUGGGUGCAUGCAGAGAAUCUCAUACAAGCUCAAAUACUAGCUGCUGAAGCUCUCACCCCUGAAAAGAACUACAUAGCUAGUGGCCAAGUGUAUUUCAUUAAUGAUGGUGAAAAAUUAAACCUUUUCGAAUGGUUAACUCCUCUUUUUGAAAGAUUAGGUUGCAGUAAACCAUGGAUACGUAUUCCUACUUCCUUAGUUUAUGCAUCAGCCAUGAUAAUGGAAUACCUUCACCUGAUGCUGAAGCCAUUUGUUGAACUGUCCCCACUGCUGACCAGAAAUGAGGUGCAGAACAUUUCUAUAACUCAUACAUUUCGGAUAGACAAGGCACGGAAUCAGCUAGGGUACAGCCCAGAGAAGUUUGCGUUUGCUGAUUCUGUGGACCACUACAUUAAAACAAGACCAGAAGCCCAGAAUGACCACAUCUUCCUCAAAGUUUUGCUUUCUUUAAUUGUUAGUUUAAGUUUGAUCUUUCUUUCUUUAAGAUUUGAUGGCCUUUCAGUUUUGCAUUUUUUUAAAGAAACACAACACUGA
Molecule: messenger RNA, 869 nt
Organism: Pterocles gutturalis (yellow-throated sandgrouse)
Lineage: Eukaryota; Metazoa; Chordata; Aves; Pterocliformes; Pteroclidae
Product: putative short-chain dehydrogenase/reductase family 42E member 2
Exons: 8
Biological process (GO): steroid biosynthetic process
Molecular function (GO): 3-beta-hydroxy-Delta5-steroid dehydrogenase (NAD+) activity
Source: RefSeq, a predicted model, not a curated record